AAAUACGAAGGAAGAAAGGUGAGAGGUGAAUUGGCGUAGACCCAGUCAAACUUUUGGCAGUAGGAGGAGCGCUAUAAAAUCGCGGCUGAUUUCGGCAAUCGACAUCAGUCUUCUUCCGAGAACGAGAGUGGCCGUGCACACACCAUCAUCCUCAACAUGAGAACAAUCGUCGUCCUCUGCGCCCUCGUGGCCGUCGCCCUCGCGGCGCCCCCGCACGACUACAGCCAGACGGUCGUCGUGAAGGAGACGCCGCUGGACAACAUCGGCAUCGACGGGUACCAGUACGGCUACGAGCUCUCCAGCGGCCAGGCCCAUCACGAGUCCGCCAAGCUGGUGAACGUCGGCCACGAGAACGAGAGCCUCGUCGUGCGCGGCAGCUACACCUACGUCGACCCGGAGACCAACGUCAAGUACACCGUCAACUACGUCGCCGACGAGAACGGAUUCCACCCCGAGGGAGCGCAUCUGCCGACCGUUUAAAUUCACUAGCCAUCAAGUAGAUAGUAAAGUCGAUAGGAAAAACGGACAGCUCUGGAUAAAUUUUCGUCAUCAUCAAGCGGGCUGGAGGGGACAAUCGAGGGGCAGUCUCGGGCGUUUCAACCAUCCCGCAUAAAUAUCCGCGUAAUUUUAAAAUAAUUCGCGGUAAUCAACUCAUGAUUUAUUAUUAUUACGGAUGCCUCGAUGCGUCGAAUAAACGCACUUGUUUACGACGCAAUAAUCGUACGCACGGCUGCGAAACUGCAUUUUUCUUCCCGUAAUCGUCACCCGCGUGCAGCUUUAAAUAAAAAUCGCGACUGUGCAUACGAGUCUGCGUUAUAAUAAGUCGUAAAAUUAAUACCGCAUUCUUCGAAAUUCCAGCCGGGCAUUAAACAGUAUCGAUAAUUAUAGCGUCUCGCAAUCGUGAAUUUAAUCCUGUUCGGAAUGCGCAGCUACGUUUGGAAAUUUAUUCAAAUGUAGUUCAUUGUAAAAUAGCUAUUUCGAUCUCAAGUUAAUAAGAAUCUUAUUAAAGAC
Molecule: messenger RNA, 1011 nt
Organism: Vollenhovia emeryi
Lineage: Eukaryota; Metazoa; Arthropoda; Insecta; Hymenoptera; Formicidae
Product: flexible cuticle protein 12-like
Exons: 2
Coding region: 157-480 (107 amino acids)
Cellular component (GO): chitin-based extracellular matrix
Molecular function (GO): structural constituent of chitin-based larval cuticle
Source: RefSeq, a predicted model, not a curated record